UCAUUGCUCCUCCCGACGCUGCUCGAACCCAACAAGAACAACGACACAUAGGAUCCCCCGUUUCCCCGAACCCAAAGUCCAACCACCUACAAAUAAAUCACUCUCGCUCGCUCCUACCCACACCUCGCCGUACCCGAACCCGUCCAUCGCGCCCCCGGCCGCCCGGACCUCGAUCGGCUCGGGCUCGCGCUCGCACCCCCCAGAUGCGCAUCAUCCCCCGAUGCGGCCCCGGCCCACUUAGCCCCCGGCUGCUGCGGCGGCGGCCAUGAAGCGGCCGCUGCGGGGGCCCUUCGCGGCGCUCCUCCUCGUCGUGCUCUGCGGCGCGGCCUCCUUCCCCUCCGCGCUCCGCCGGGCGCUGGCCCCGCCGGCCCCCGCGCUCGCCCCGCCGGCCCCCGCGCUCGCCCCGCCGCCGCCGCCGCUCGAUCCCGCGCGCCUCAACGCCACGCUCCUCCGCCUCGCCGCCCUCGACGGCUCCGAGCCGUCCCUGCGCCGCGACGUCGACGACCUCCUCGAGGGCCGCCUCCCGGCCUCGGGCCGCGCCCGCGCCCGCGCCUGGCGCCGCGACCGGCUCCACCCGCUCCACCUCCGCCACCACCAGUUCCCCGUCCACCGCCGCGGCCACGCGGACCGCGACCACGCCGACUCCCUCCUCCACCCGCUCCCGCGCGAGGAGCUCCUCCUCGACCCCGCCCUCCGCCGCGCGCUCCGCUCCUGGCACCGCCUCCGCCGCUACGACCCCGCCGUGCUCCGCGACCUCCCCGCCGUGCUCGCCCUCCCCGCCCGCAUCCCCUCCUGCGCCGUCGUCGGCAACAGCGGCAUCCUCCUCCGCCACGCCCACGGCGCCCUCAUCGACUCCCACCACGCCGUCUUCCGCCUCAACAACGCCCGCGUCGUCGGCUACACCGCGCACGUCGGCGCCAAGACCAACCUCUCCUUCAUCAACAGCAACAUACUCCACCUCUGCGCGCGCCGCCCCGGCUGCUUCUGCCACCCCUACGGCAGCGGCGUCCCCGUGCUCCUCUACAUCUGCCAGGCCGCGCACUUCCUCGACGUCGCCGCCUGCAACGCCUCCUCCCUCGCCACCCACGACGCCCCCAUCUCCAUCACCGACCCUCGCCUCGACGUCCUCUGCGCGCGCAUCGUCAAGUACUACUCGCUCCGCCGCUUCGUCGCCGAGACGGGCCGCGCCGUCGAGGACUGGAACGGCGCGCACGACGCGGCGCUGUUCCACUACUCGUCCGGGAUGCAGGCCAUCAUGGUCGCGGUGGGGGUGUGCGACAGGGUGAGCGUGUUCGGCUUCGGGAAGGUGGCAGACGCCAAGCACCAUUACCACAGCAACCAGAAGAACGAGCUGGACCUCCACGACUACGAGGCGGAGUACGCCUUCUACCGCGACCUCGCCGAGCGCCCGCAGGUAGUCCCCUUCCUCAAGGACACUGGCCUGGCUGUCCCGCCCGUCGUGUUCUACCAUUAGGGGCCAGCUUCCUAGGAUGCGGGCAACGUGCUCGACGUUAUGCUUUUCUUUUUGGACCUGCUUGUUUGCUCAGUGUAAAAUGUGCUCUGCGAGGUGGAUUAGUUAUUUAUUGUGAUUAGAUGAUAGGCGAGUUGAGAUAGAGAAUUGGAGCUGCAAGUGUACAUUAAGAUUUAGGAUCCUCCACUGGUAUAACCGUAUAGGAGAGGUUGCUUGUGUUUUUGGCUGCUUCACAGCGACAGCUAGUGAAGUGUAAUUUCAGACUGAUUUGUCUUGAUAAUUUCUUCCGAAUCAAAUGUAUACCUUAUGUGAAGCCUUGCUGCUACUGUGCUUCAGCUGAUAUGUACUCCCUCUGUUAAGAAAUAUAAGAGCGUUUAGAUCA
Molecule: messenger RNA, 1853 nt
Organism: Triticum dicoccoides
Lineage: Eukaryota; Viridiplantae; Streptophyta; Magnoliopsida; Poales; Poaceae
Product: sialyltransferase-like protein 1
Exons: 1
Coding region: 266-1474 (402 amino acids)
Molecular function (GO): sialyltransferase activity
Source: RefSeq, a predicted model, not a curated record